AUGUCAAUGUCAACUCUUAUUUCAUUAUCAACAUCUACAAUUUCUAAUACAAAUCGAUCAACAAAUAUUUCCAGUGAAACGAACAAUGAAGAAGAUCAAUUAAAUCGUAUUAAUUUACAAGCAUUACAAAAUCGUGAUCCAUAUAUAACGAAAAUUAUCGAUCAGGCUCAACGUGUUUGUGUUUAUAAAUUUAUUGGUGAAAAACGUGAAUGGGAACGCAAAGAUCUUGAAGGAACACUAUUUGUUUAUGAAAGAACGUGUGAACCUUAUCACGGUUUUGUUAUAUUAAGUACCGUAUCACGUGAAACAUUUGUACAGAUAAUUAAACCAUCUAUGGAAUUUAAACAUUCACCUAACUACGAAGCAUUCCUACAAUAUAAAGUUGAUGUCGGAGAUAUUUAUGGAAUAUGGUUUAUAUCGAAAAAUGAUUGUCCACGUGUAACUGAAUGUUUAAAACGUUUAACAAUCCAAGCAAAAGAAAUUGAGCAAUCAAAACAAAACCCAUCAACAAUUAAUUUCAAUAAUCAAAAUUUAUUUACAACAUUAAAUCAAGCUGGAUCAGAUAUAUUUUCAUUAUUGGUUAAUGCUCAAGAAAAAUUUCAAGAAACAAAACGAAAACAAGAAGUGAAUAAUACGGAUGCAAUAGCCUCUAUGCCAGCGGCUUUAUUACGUCUUUUUUCUACACAAGAUGCAUCAUCAUCAGCAGCAGUAGCAAAUAAUGAUGAACGUGAACAAGAAUUAAAAAAAACAUUGGGAAUUUUAGGAAAACCGGCUUUAAGUGUAACUGAACUUGAAAAAAAAUUAUUACAACCACCAUCAUUAGAAAUAACAAAACCUAUGGUCGUUUCAAAAAACAAUAAUAAUAAUAAUAAUAUAAUUGAAAGUCUGUCUAAACAUGUGCCGAUAGAAAAUAAAAAUUCCAUUCAAACAGCUCCUCACUCGAUAUCAUCAUGUGUUGGAACUACGUCUGCAAAUGAUUGGACAACAUCAUCAGAUCAGAAUCUUUUCAAUGGAUUUGAUACAUUUUCGAAUAAUAAUAAUGGUCGUCUAAUGACACCAGCUGAAUUUCAAACAUUACAGAUAACUCAAACACCUGUUUUCAUUCCUCAAAUACAAACUGAUCCAGUAGCAUCCUGUCUUCACUGUCAAAAUUCAUCUAUGAAUCGCUUGUCGAAAGAUACUCUUCGACAAUUAUUAAUUGAUAUGCUUAAAAAUGACGAAGAAUUUCUAACAGGAUUGCAUAACGCUUAUACAGAAAAACAAAAUGAUCUACAUCGAAUUUAUUAA
Rotaria socialis is the source of this 1287-nucleotide messenger RNA. The record is from the annotation of a GenBank genome assembly. Lineage: Eukaryota; Metazoa; Rotifera; Eurotatoria; Philodinida; Philodinidae.